AAAGGAAAGUUUUGAGAAUCUGGGGAGGAAAGUUUAGUGUUGGGCUGCAUGAAUACUGAACCUCCCCCAGCCUGUCCAUCUGCCUCUCCUCCCUCUCCACCCCCUUCAGUCUACAGCACUCAGGGACUGCUCUUUUUUCCUGGGGAGAGUGCUAUAACCACUUUUCCACCUCCCAUCCCUAACAAAAAACAUUAAAAUAAAUUAGAAACAAUCCCUGCAGCAUCUGUUAAAACUUCUAAAUUCAACUUCUGAUUGAUGAAAAGUGAUUUUGUUGUGGAGGCUUCAACCUGUUUCCAUCACUGCUUCUGUCUUCAGCUGGAGUUUCUGUUUGUCACGUGAUCUCAUCAUGUAUUUGGAGAACAAAACCAACCUGGAGAUUGAAAUGUCUCAGACCUCAGCUGCAGGCCACCAUCAGGGCAGGAGCAGCCUGAGGUCACCUGAGGCCGUUGCAGGAAACUUUGGGGAGCUGCGCCUGCUGCAGGGCAUCUCAGAGCGGGGCGACACCCAGAAGCUGCAGCAGUCUGCUGUUCUGCCCUCAGGACAGUGUGUUAUCCACACAGAGGUCUUCGGCCCUGUUCGACAAGAGGACGGUUUCAGGCAUAACUUCAACGCUGUCAACUUUCUCAGAGGAAAAACAAAUUCAGCUAAUCUGACAGAGAGGUCUCCUCUGCUGAGAUUCUCCCAAAAUGACAGCCUUACCUAUAUGACUGUACACGAGCCCAGCUUUGUGGGAGUGGAGGAGCCAUGGGACACCUGCUCCUUGGACAUCGAGAGACGAUACCGGCUGGGCAGUGAGGUGGCCGGCCUGUCACGUUCUAACUCUUCAGAGAAGUACGACGCCCUGGAAAAUCUCAAUCGCAGCUUCAGACUCAACAGCAGCGUCAAAUGCUGCCUCAGAGUCUCCAAAAUUGCCACCAUGUUUGCUAUCGUUGUUCUUUGCAGUCUGUUUUUCAGUAUGUAUCCAGAUCGGGACAACCCCUGGAAGAUGUUGGCAGUCUCUCCAUCAGACAGCUUUUCCAUGAAUGUGACUGACUUUCGGGACAAUGCCUUGCUGAAGCUGCAGGUGGCAGGACCUUUUGCCAGAGGGCUUUUAGACCCAACCCCCCAGGACUACAUCCUGAUCCAGGUGGAACAGAGUGAGCAGCCAGGUCCACGGAGAAGGAGGACACAGCAGGUGACUCAUAAUUGGACCGUCCCUCUACAUGCAGAACGAAGUGACCAGAUAAAAAUAAGCAAAACCUUUGAGAUGCUCAGCAGCGAUCCUAUCGUCAUCACCAUCCAGGCCUUCCUGCAAGAUAACGAGGUUGUGCCAUUGUCCAUGACCCACCAAUCGCUCUACGUCACCAAGGAGACACAGGUGGCCAUCGCUGGAGUCAUCCUGGCUGGGGUCUAUGUCCUCAUCAUCUUUGAGAUUGUGCAUCGCACCCUGGCUUCCAUGCUAGGAUCCUUAGCAGCGUUAGCUGCUCUGGCGAUCAUUGGAGAUAGACCCAGUCUGGUCACGGUGGUAGAGUGGAUCGACUACGAGACACUGGCUCUUCUGUUUGGCAUGAUGGUGCUGGUGGCCAUUUUUUCAGAGACCGGCUUCUUUGACUACUGUGCGGUAAAGGCUUACCAACUAUCCCGAGGACGGGUGUGGCCGAUGAUCAUCAUCCUGUGUCUGAUUGCUGCCAUUCUGUCAGCUUUUCUGGACAACGUGACCACUAUGAUGCUUUUCACACCCGUCACCAUAAGGUUGUGUGAGGUGCUUAAUCUGGACCCCAGACAUGUCUUGAUUGCAGAAGUAAUCUUCACCAACAUUGGAGGGGCCGCCACAGCUGUCGGAGAUCCACCCAAUGUGAUUAUAGUAUCAAACCAGGGCCUGCGCAGAGAAGGGAUCGAUUUUGCCAGCUUCACAGGCUACAUGUUCCUCGGGAUAUGCCUCGUCCUUUUCACCUCAUUUCCUUUCCUGCGGCUGCUCUACUGGAACACAAAACUUUACAACAAAGAAUCCAUUGAAAUUGUUGAACUCAAGCAUGAGAUCCUGGUUUGGAGGCAAGCAGCUCAGCGUAUUAACCCCGCCAGUCGAGAGGAAACAGCAGUCAAAUGCCUCCUGAUGCAAAAAGUUCUCAACCUGGAAAAUCUGCUCCGCAAGAUGAUGAAAACAUUCCAAAGACAAAUUUCUCAGGAGGAUAAAAACUGGGAGCAAAACAUUCAAGAACUUCAGAAGAAGCACAGGAUAACUGACCGGGUCCUCCUGGUGAAGUGUGCCUCCGUCCUCUCUGUGGUGAUCUUCAUGUUUUUUCUCAACUCCUUUGUUCCCAGCAUCCACCUUGAUCUCGGCUGGAUUGCCAUCCUCGGUGCUCUUUGGCUUUUGGUUCUGGCCGAUGUUCAGGACUUUGAGAUCAUCCUCCACCGGGUUGAAUGGGCCACACUGUUGUUCUUUGCUGGGCUUUUUGUUUUGAUGGAGGCAUUAGCCCAGCUGCAGCUCAUCGACUACAUUGGAGAGCAGACAGCGCUGCUUAUAAAAGCGGUACCAGAAGACCAGCGCUUGGCUAUAGCCAUUAUCCUGGUGAUGUGGAUCUCCGCUCUGGCCUCCUCCCUCAUUGAUAACAUCCCCUUCACUGCCACCAUGAUUCCAGUUCUCAUCAACCUGAGUCAGGACUCGGAUGUGAACCUGCCAGUAAAACCGCUCAUAUUUGCUUUGGCUAUGGGAGCCUGUCUUGGAGGAAACGGUACAUUGAUUGGAGCUUCAGCCAAUGUUGUGUGUGCAGGGAUUGCCGAACAACACGGAUAUGGCUUUUCCUUUGUGGAGUUUUUCAAAUUGGGAUUCCCCAUGAUGGUAAUAACAUGUUUGAUUGCCAUGUGCUACCUGCUGGCCACCCACAUAGGACUGGGCUGGAACAUGUGAGCCAUGUCUGUCGGCAGAUCCAGAGACUGUGGGUUCUUCAUAAAUGGGAUAUUUUACAUCAGCCUUUGAUCAGAUUACAAAUGGUACAUGAAAUGCUGCAGCCACAUCUUCCUAUAAAAGAUGGAGAAGUGUCUCUGUGUAAAGUUUUACCACCAGGGACCUGAUUUACCAGAGCUUUGACCAAAAUCUUGACACUUACAUUUGUCUUUGGUCUGGACAAAACUAACUUGAUAACUGUGUACAUGGUGCUAUGGCUUCAGUGGGAACAAGCAUCCAUGCUGACACUGAUUUUAAAUAAAAACAACCCGCUGAAAGGGAUUUUAUAACAUCUGAUGUCUGCAUUUCUCUGCUAAAUUCCUGAGUAACAACAGGCAGCAGAGGAAGUAGAAGUGAGGUGCAGUUUCCUCAGCUGAUUCAGACCUGUUAAUCAUAUUUAAUGUAGGACUAGUGAUCAUGUAAAACAUUUAACAGACAACGUCCUUUUAACUAGUUAAGUUAGGACUGUUAUGGGAAUAAUUGUACAACUCAACCUGAACAUUAUCUGUGUUUAAUAAAUUCACUUUUCAGAGAUUACAUGAACAACAAA
Molecule: messenger RNA, 3473 nt
Organism: Nothobranchius furzeri (turquoise killifish)
Lineage: Eukaryota; Metazoa; Chordata; Actinopteri; Cyprinodontiformes; Nothobranchiidae
Gene: oca2
Product: oculocutaneous albinism II
Biological process (GO): transmembrane transport; melanocyte differentiation; melanin biosynthetic process
Cellular component (GO): melanosome membrane
Source: RefSeq, a predicted model, not a curated record